GCUAAAUUACGUCAUGUGAAAACAGCUGUUUUUGUGAGGGCAUAUUCCAUAAUCUAAAAUAGCGGUAUAACCUCUACUCUCCAUACCUAAAAAAUAUUUAGUUAAAAUGUGGAACCACGCCUUCAGUUCAUUUGGAUUAUUUUAUCCGCAUCUCCUGCUCCUUGUUAACACCUAUAUCAGCUCUUUUGGAGAUUGCCUUUUUGUGACAGAUUAUUUCACCCGAACGCCUCGUAAACUCAACGCUUUCAAGUCCUUCACGAGCGUUGAGUUGUUUCACUUCAAUGUGCCUGAUGAUACUGUGAUGGCUGUCUGGAAUCUCAUCACGUUUAAGGAACAAGGAGGAACGUUUGGAGACUCCUGCCCUGAUCGCAAUGUAACUGUAUACAUCAGAUCCGGGGCGCCUCCAGUGAUCAACCCUCUUCACACACGCUUCCCCCUCGAUACCGUGGUGCCUGGCUCUUCUGCGGUCACUCUGACGUGGAUUCUUCCCAACCGUACCACGGGGGUGUUUAAUGUUACCAGUCCCCUCCCUGGGGACUGGUUCCUGGCAGCCCAUUUACCCAAGGACGAGGGGAAGAUCUCGGUCAAGGGUCUAUAUGAAGAAUGUCAGUACCUGUUCCAGCCGCAGCUCAUUGUUCAAAGGAUCAUUGGGUUGUCAGUGCUGUACCCUGGUUAUUUCAUUGAGCAGAUGAUCCCCAUACACAACAGAUCUGUGAUUUACAAAGUCUUCAUCCCCAGUUACAUCUCUAAAGUGAAGGUGCAGCUUGUCAACUGCAGCACCAGCAGUAAGAGCAGCAAUGGGGGUUGUCCAGUGGUUGUGAAGCUAAGGGCUCGGGCCCCCCCAGUGCACGACUCCACUUCCAUGGACUGCAGGGAGGAGAGCGUCUGUGAGCUACACACACCACUGGCUGUCUGGGAGCAGUGGUACUACAUCCUGGUCGAGAGAUUUUUCACUAACUCGAGCAUCUUCUUCCGCAUAGGAGUGCAAGUAACAGAUUGCUCCAAGCCCAGUGUCUCCAAGGACUCUCCAAGCGCCUCGUCUCUUAACAUGCCCCAGUCCUUUGGCACGGCUAUGGGCUUCUCCCUGUCUGAAACUCUCCCUGCCUCCCACCUGCCCAGUUUCUCAAACACUGCGACCCUCAUAAAUACUCCUGGUGGCAACAUCUCCUACAUGGCCCACACUCCGGACACCCAUAAGUGCUGGCCCAUCCGCCCCACACUUCGUAACGAGCUGGACACCUUUUCUGUCCACUUCUACGUCUUCUUCGGGCCCAACAUUUCCAUCCCUCCAGACCGGACUGCUGUUUUCGCCAUCAACCUUCUGCCCGUCCUGGAUAGUGGAGGAGUCCUAAAUAUGGAGCUGAAACUUAAUACGUCUUCACUGAAAGGAGAGAAUACAACCAUAUUUGGGUGCCUGAAUCACAGAAUGCCAAUGUCCCAAAACGACGAUACCUCCCCGCAAUGUGAAUCUGAAUCAGAUUCUGGGUUUCUUCUCACGGUGAACACCACUUCCAACAUCACCAAGCUCAGGAUUCCGUACCCACAAACAGGCACCUGGUACCUCAGUCUGCGUUCUCUCUGUGCCACUAAACAUGGGUUUGAGCCGUGUUCCAACGUGACAGCCGAGGUGUACCUGCGCUCUUAUCUGACGCCGUGCAUCAAUGACUGUGGGAUGUAUGGGCAGUGCAAGCUGCUGCGCACCAACAACUACCUUUAUGCUGCGUGUGAAUGUAAAGCAGGCUGGGCUGGCUGGGGGUGCACAGACAACUCCGGGGCGUACUCCUAUGGAUUCCAGCUCCUCUCCACCCUGUUGUUGUGCCUCAGCAACUUGAUGUUCGUACCACCUGUGGCUAUAGCCAUACGGAGCCACUACCUGCUCGAGGCAGCUGUGUACAUUUUCACCAUGUUCUUCUCCACUUUCUACCAUGCGUGCGACCAGCCGGGCAUCGUGGUCUUCUGUAUCAUGGAGUACGACGUGCUGCAGUUCUGUGACUUCCUGGGCUCCCUCAUGUCCGUGUGGGUCACUGUCAUCGCCAUGGCAAGGCUCAAGUCCAUCAUCAAGCAGGUGUUGUACCUGCUGGGGGCGAUGUCUCUGUCCAUGGCCCUGCAGCUGGACCGUCACGGCCUAUGGAACCUGCUCGGGCCCAGCCUGUUUGCCCUGGGGAUUAUGGCUGUAGCCUGGACUGUGCGCACCGUCCGACGGCGUCGCUGCUACCCUCCGACCUGGAAGCGCUGGGUGUUUUUCCUCCUCCCAGGAGCUCUGAUCGCCACCUCCGCCGUGGCCCUGUACGCCUUCGUGGAGACCCAGGAGAACUACUUCUACAUACACAGCAUCUGGCACAUGCUGAUCGCAGGUAGUGUCGGCUUCCUGUUGCCCCCUCCUGCCAAGGCCGAAACCAAGGUGACCCCCUUGAAGCAUCGGAGGAGCUGUGGCUAUCAACUCUGCGUGAACGAGCAUGAGGAAAUGGGGCUGGUCGACCCAAACAUCAUCUCCAUCAACAGCAUCUGCACCAGCUGAUAGCUCAGAUCCUUGACACUUUUUCUAUUGCCUUGUAUCAUUUGGUAUUUUUAACAUGGAAAAAAGCCAGGGACCUUGAAUAUGCAUAUACUUGAGUACACAGUUUUAUGUUAUUAUAAUCACUAGUAUUAUCAUAUUGUAUUAAUUAUUCUAUUGAUAUGAAAGUUAUUCUAAUGAAUUCAAUGUCACUCACAUUUGAUUGAGAAUGUUUUUUUGUUUUUUUUACUGAUCUUAGCCUAAACACUUGCUGCUACCUGACGGUGACUGUAAAACUGGUAAUAUUAGUUAUGAAAUGGGUGGUCUGUCUUUUUACCAAAAUAACUGAAAAUGUAAAAAGGUAAACUUUCAUUCACACCAAAAAUGUUUUUUUAUGUACAUUUUAUAAAUACAUGUACAGUAUAAAGCUGAAUCAGCAUCACAAUGUCAAAAUGUAAUGUUAAUCCUUGUUAAUAUUUGAUGCAAACUAUUGCAUUUGAAGGAAUGUGUUGACUUUUACAGGGCUGGACUGUAACAAAAUACAAACAUUAUUCCAAGGAAUUUCAAAAACCUAAUAUUAAAUGUUUGUUUCAGUCAGGAACUGUCCCAAUACUGAAACACUGAAUAUGUUUUUAAUAAAAAAGUUUUUCCCAUU
This is a messenger RNA of Osmerus eperlanus (European smelt), 3149 nucleotides long. It is a transcript of the gene tmem8b, whose product is annotated as transmembrane protein 8B. Gene Ontology annotation, cellular component: membrane. Bases 107 to 2518 code for a protein of 803 amino acids. The transcript has 13 exons. NCBI's taxonomy places the organism in Eukaryota, Metazoa, Chordata, Actinopteri, Osmeriformes, Osmeridae. The record is from RefSeq and is a predicted model, not a curated record.